CUUUCCCGCAGCUUUUUUCCCUCGCUCACGGAGUGGUAUGCAGAGUGAGGGAAGCUUCCUCACCCCUUUCCCGCACCCACUCCGUCCAGCCUUACAGAAGAGUCGAUCGCCGCUCGCACUUCCAUUUCUAUGGAGUUUUAAAUGGGGCUAACUGGGGUUGAGGUGGGUUGACAACGCUAGUUAAACGGAAAAAAUAAAAUUUCCGUUUGGAGGAAUUCCAGUUAAAAAUGGCGCUUAAGCUUCCAGCUGAUGAAGCUGCGUAUGUUGCGUUUCAGUCGAUUGGAUGUGGUUAUGAUAUCUCAUUAGAUCUGAGGCUUAAGUAUGUAAAAGGUGCUUAUAUUGGUACUAAUCCAUAUCGAAUGUGUCGAUUGAUCGAAAUUGACGAGGAUGAAGGUAGAGACAUCAUGCUUCCUGGUGGGAUUCUAGUCCUUAAUGUUCCCAAAUCCAUCAAAUGUGAUAAAGGCGAGCGUACUCGAUUUCAAUCCCGUGCUCUUCCUUUUCAGCAGAUGUCGGAGCAAUUCAACCACGAACUAUCAUUAGCUGGGAUAAUUCCUUCAGGCCUCUUUGAUACCAUGUUUGGAUUUCGUGGAAAUUGGCAGAAAGAUGCAUUACGUACUAAAACCCUUGCUCUUGAUGGUGUUUUCAUGUCGUUGUACACCAUUGCAUUAGAAAAGACUCGGAUGCUACUCUGUGAUCAUGUCAAGAACGAUGUUCCAUCAUCAUGGGAGCCCGCUUUGUUAGCAAGGUUUAUUGAAAAGUUUGGCACUCAUAUAAUUGUGGGUGUAAAAAUGGGUGGAAAAGAUGUGAUAUAUAUGAAACAGCAGCAUGCAUCAUCUCUUGAGCCUGCUGAUGUACAGAAAAAGCUAAAGGCAAUGGCAGACAAGAGAUUUUUGGACUCCUAUGAACAGUUAGUCAUUGAUCUUGAACAUAUUUCCCAAAAUGACAAGGAUGUUAUAAGCAUUUGCAAAAGGAGAGGUGGAAGUGAUGAUAGGAACUUAAAACAUAAUGAGUGGUUACAUACAGUACAAUCAGAACCAGAUGUGAUCACAAUGUCCUUCAUUCCCAUAACCUCUUUGCUAAAUGGUGUUCUGGGAAGUGGUUACUUGAGUCAUGCCAUAAAUCUCUAUUUAUGCUAUAAACCACCAAUUGAAGAGCUUCGUCAGUUUUUGGAAUUCCAGUUACCUAAACAAUGGGCUCCUGUAUUCAGCCAUCUGUCCCUAGCCUUUGGUCCACAACCACAACGUGACUACCAAAAUACAUUCAGCUUUUCUGGGCCGGAGCUCCACGUCAAUACAAAUCCGGUUGAUGUAGGAAAGAGACCCGUAACUGGCCUCCGGCUUUAUCUGGAAGGUAAAAGAAGCAACUGUUUAGCAAUCCACCUGCAACACCUCUCCUCCCUCCCAGAAAUCUUCCAACUAGAAGACUCCGUAACCGGAACCGGAAUCGGAAUCUACAAUUCUGAUUCCGACGACCGCCGAUACUACGAAAAAGUCCAAUGGAAACACUUCUCCCACGUCUGCACCGCCCCGGUCGAAUCCGAAGACGAACAAUCAAUCAUUCCAGAAUGGGACAGUUCACCGGGAUUGGAAUCUCAAACCACGGAGGAGGUGAAUAUAAACUCGGCUAUAUACCCCGGUGGGCCACCGGUUGAAGCGCCGGAACUGUCGGAGUAUGUGGACACGACGGAGAUGACAAGGGGUCCGCAAGAAAGCCCGGGAUAUUGGGUUGUGUCGGGGGCUCGACUUGUCCUGGAUAAGGGAAAGAUUUCACUCCGGGUCAAGUAUUCUCUGCUAACUCUCAUCUUUCCUGAUGAUGAUGAUGAUGAUGAUGAUGAUGAUGAAGUCUCGUAUUUCUGA
Molecule: messenger RNA, 1856 nt
Organism: Lactuca virosa
Lineage: Eukaryota; Viridiplantae; Streptophyta; Magnoliopsida; Asterales; Asteraceae
Source: the annotation of a GenBank genome assembly